Molecule: messenger RNA, 3631 nt
Organism: Numida meleagris (helmeted guineafowl)
Lineage: Eukaryota; Metazoa; Chordata; Aves; Galliformes; Numididae
Gene: VSIR
Product: V-set immunoregulatory receptor
Exons: 7
Coding region: 93-1025 (310 amino acids)
Biological process (GO): regulation of immune response; negative regulation of CD4-positive, alpha-beta T cell proliferation; positive regulation of regulatory T cell differentiation
Cellular component (GO): plasma membrane
Source: RefSeq, a predicted model, not a curated record
AAAUUUCCUGCGUGCGCGGCUCGGGCGGGCGCGGCGGGGCUGCGCGCUGCGCUGCGCUGCGCAGGGCUGUGCUGCGCGGGUGCUGCGCGGCGAUGGAAGACCCCCGAGGACGGCUGCUGGGGCUGCUGCUGGGGCUGCUCUCCUUCCUCGCCUCCCGCGGAGGGACAUCGGCAUUCCAGGUGACGGCCCCAUACACGCUCUGCAUCUGUCCUGAGGGCCAGAAUGUCACCCUGAGCUGCCGGGUGAGUGGGCCGCCCGCCGACCACCAUGACCUCAUCUUCAAAACCUGGUACUUCAGCAAUGACGGUGACCAGAGCUGCUCCGAGAAGCGGCACAUCCGCAACCUGACCGAGAGGGAGCUGCGCCAUGAUCCCAGCCGGCACCACGGCACCGCAGCCAACAGCACCGUGAGGUCCCCCCAUGGGUCACCAGGUGGUCACCGUGGUGUGGAGUUCGUUCCCGACCACCAUGGGGCUUUCCACAUCGUGGUGAUGAACCUGACGCUGCAGGACAGCGGGAAUUACUGCUGCUAUGCCGUGGAGACGCGGCGGGAGCAUGGGAAGGUCCAUACCCCGCAUGUAGCACACAGCUUUGUGGAGCUGCAGAUCCAGAGGGGUAGAGGAGCACUUCAGAACUGCACCUUUCACACUGGCACCAGCAAAGAUAUCACGGCCGCUGUGCUGGCGACAGGCGCCUGCAUCGUGGGCAUCCUCUGCCUGCCCCUCAUCUUGCUCCUGAUUUACAAGCAGCGGCAAGCAGUCAGCCACAGACGUGCUCACGAGCUGGUCCGAAUGGAGAGCAGUGCCCAGGGCAUCGAGAACCCCGUCUUCGAGGCGCUCCCUGCGGGCAGUGCUGAGCAGCGGCCCCGGCCCCAGCUCUCCUACCUGGGCGGGCGGCAGCUCUCCGAGUCUGGCCGUCAUCUACUGUCUGAGCCCAGCACCCCGCUGUCCCCACCGGGCCCCGGGGAGUGCUUCUUCCCCACACUGGACCCUGUUCCCGAUUCACCAAAUUCCUUGAAAGCCUGAAGAGCCCGAUGGCCAGCGCGACAGAGGGCACCAUGCCGUGGUUGUGCUGGAGGGGAUGCAGCUAGGGUGGGCAGCAGCUCCCACACAGCCACCCCCAGUGGGAAAAUUAAAAAUAAAUCGAAUAAAGACCUCCACACUUUCCUCUCCCCACUGCCUGGACACCAGCCACUGGUUUUCCCUCACAUUACAAGGAGCACGCAGGACAGCGAGGACAACGGAGUGAGCCUGAUCACAGUCGUUAUUAUGCACCAGGCAGUAGAGAAGGGGAGGAUGCCAAUAAAAUCAAACAACAGCAAAGUGCCUUAAGAAAUUGAGUCAAGCCCAGGAGCCCUGCCUGUUUCUUCUGUCCCAGUGACCUCUCUUGCUUGGGCUUUGGGUUUUACUGCCUAUUUCCAUGGUGAAGAGCACGGAGAGGAACGAUUAAGCGCAGCCUGUGCAAGGAUGUACGCUACUGACUUUCAUUGAUUGUGGAUCUCACCUUGUGCCUAAAUCCCAGAGGAUGCAAAAGAUGGGAGGAAGAGCAGCUCCGGGCCCUGGGAGCCGCAUCUCCCGCUCCUCCUGCCAGCCUCCCCCAGCACUUAACUUAUUGCCAGGGGCUCCACCUGCGCGGCGCUCACCCAUCCUGCUCCUUUGGACGGCACAUCCUUUCCAGGAGCAUAUGGUAAAGUACUUGAAGCACCACGAGACAAAACAGUGGCACCGGCCAACUUUACAUGAAGGGUUUGUUUGCAAAACAGGAAGGGGAGAGGCUCACUCCUGCUGCAGGAGCCCUCCUGCCCCACUGCCUGCUGGCACAGCCUGCAGCCAGAGGGCUGUUUGUGCUGUGAUUCUGUACUCAGCUUGAGAACAGUAGGAUUUGUCUUUCUGUUUGUGUCACUAUCAGUGCUGAUUUUAAAAAAAAAAAAGGAUGCCCAUUUUUUUUUAAACUAGUAAGUCAGAUAGGUUGUCUGCAGGGUGCUGGAGGAUUUUCUGGCUCUGUAUGCAGCUGCACUGGCAUCACCCUCGCUGCAAAACUGAGCAGUCCCAGGGCACUGAAACAACCGGAGCCAUGCAAGCAAAGCCUGCCUGUGCAGAGCAUCCCUGGUACAGCAGGCUGCCCAACUUCAGUGGCACAAAGCCACCAUGGGAAGGCUGUGCCUUUAUGGGGAGGAAGGUUUAAUGCACUGUAUGGCUUAAGAAAAAAACACAAAGAGGCGUGCAAGCCACUGGGCGGGUAGAAGUGUGAGGAUUUGCAAGCUGUGACCUGUGCUGCAACUUGCAUCACGUUUCCUCCAAAUGUAGAGCAGGGCUUUGCAGCCAGCAUGCUGCCAGGAGAUGCGUGAGAUCGGGAGAGAUAAGGGCGAGGUGAAGGCGAGGAGAGGCGAGAUGGCAGCGAAGUCGUGCUGUGCUGGGAGCAAUGUGUGCUUGCAUAUGGGUGUUUGCUCACACAUCUCCCUGGGUUCAGCAUCCUGAGACCCUUCUCCGUUUUGGUGUGAGCCGGCGGGCAGGACAACCCCUGCUUGCUCAUGGGUGUGCUUGGAGUUUUCAGCUCAUACAGAUAAGAAAGAGCACAGAACUUCUGCUUAAACCACUUCAGAGCAGAGGUGGGGGUAUGAAACACAGUGCGUGAGACACAACCGAGGGCACGUGCUGAAAGCAGCGGUGAGGCGGCACCUCCCAAAAGCAACCAGAAAGAGUCCAGGGCACCGCAUGUGCCGAGGAUGGACUCCAAACCACAACCUGAAGCAACACACCAACAUGUGACCAGACCGUCAAAUUAUCACCGGAGAGCUUUGCAUCCACCCCCUCCUGCAUCCAUCUCCACGCAGCGUCCCAGCGCUCCACCCCUCAACCCGUGUCCCGGUGGCUCACCGACAGCGAGGGGUUGCCCUCGUCCUCCACAGUGACCAGCAGGCGGUAGGAGCUCUGCCGCUCGCGGUCCGGCGGGGAGGGCCGCGUGGCGAUCUCUCCGGUGACGCGGUCCAUGCGGAAGGUGAGGUCCUCGUUCCCGCGGGUGAUGUAGUAGGACAGGACGCUGUUGAGGCCGGCAUCCCGGUCAGUGGCACGCACCUGGACCACCGCCGUGCCCCCACCCACGUUCUGCAGGGGUACACAUAUGGAGGCACGAUAUGACAUAGAGAAAACAUCAUACAUAACAUUCGUAACAUCAUUCUCAUAUAGAGUGGGAUUUCCCAGGCAGUGCGCUGCUCUAGGCUUGAAACUCCAUCCCGACACCCAGCAAAGCAGGGGCUGUCCCCCUUGGGAUGAAACCCUUGGGAUUCUUGUCGCAGACAGCCGUGCAUUAGGCACUAUCUAGGCUCUUUAAGUGUAAAACCUGAAGGUGGUGGCUGUGUAAUGCACUCAGAGCUCAGCUAAUUAUUUCUAGAUGGUCCCAUUACAGGGGAAAUCAAAAGAGAAAUUCUGUUUUUUGACCAGCUCCAACCAUGUAUUACAGAGAUAAGGAAAUCCUAACAGGGCAAUAAUGUUAAUGCAAAACUAUUCAUCAUGAGCAGCACUCCCACGCAUCCGAGUGUCACUGACUAUCACUUAUAUUUCAUUUUUCACCCUCAAAUGGAGAGCCCCUGGCCCAGGAAUUAAACCGGCAGGAAAUAAGUUGCCUUUUUUUU